Messenger RNA from Diachasmimorpha longicaudata, 3175 nucleotides. RefSeq names its product DNA-directed RNA polymerase III subunit RPC6 (gene Polr3F). The record is from RefSeq and is a predicted model, not a curated record. Gene Ontology annotation, cellular component: RNA polymerase III complex. Gene Ontology annotation, biological process: transcription by RNA polymerase III. The transcript has 3 exons. Bases 61 to 984 code for a protein of 307 amino acids. NCBI's taxonomy places the organism in Eukaryota, Metazoa, Arthropoda, Insecta, Hymenoptera, Braconidae.
GUUGUCUAUCAAGUACGAAACAGUGAUCAUCGUAUUCUCUUGCAGCUAGAUCGUAACGAAAUGGAGAGUGAAGAUGUGGAUGACCCUCAGCCGGGUAGUUCCAUCAGCAAAAAUGCAGAUUCAAUUGAACAAAAGAUAAUGAAGCUAGCGCAGGCACAUCCUGCAGGUGUGAGUGAUGUAGACAUUUCUCAAGAGCUUCCAACGCUGAAGCCCGCAGAAAAAGCCUCAGCCCUGAAUAAGCUCCUCCAGAAGGGUCAGAUAGUAAUCUUGAAGAAGGGAACGACCCUGUUGUACCAAUUAAAAGUCUCCACCACUAAAGGGGCCGACAAUGAAGAGCGGAUCGUCUAUUCCAUCAUUGAAGCUGCUGGCAACAAGGGAAUCUGGAGCAGGGAUGUAAGGUGGAAGGCGAAUCUUCCCGUCACCCAGACAGGAAAAAUAAUUAAGAGUCUCGAAAGCAAAAAACUGAUAAAAGCUGUAAAAUCAGUGGCCGCGGGCAGGAAGGUUGUUUACAUGCUUUACAAUGAGGUACCUGACAGAUCCGUCACUGGUGGCGCUUGGUAUCAGGAUCAGGACUUCGAAGCAGAAUUCGUGGAUGUACUGAAUCAACAGUGCUACAGGUUCCUUGAACUCAAGAGGGAAGAGAUGAAGGGCUCCAGGGGAGGCCCCAUCGCAGCCAGGAAUGUCACUUUCGCGUCUUCCAAGGAAGUUUGGAAAUUCAUCUCUGAUUUGGGGAUCAGUAAAGUUAAACUGUCGGUUGAAGACUUGGAGAUGAUACUUGACACUCUAGUUUAUGAUGGGAAGGUUGAGAGGAUUAUCGCGGGGGACGGCAACACUCUUUAUCGAGCUAUCACACCUAUUGUCAAAGCACCGGGGCUUAUUAUCACACCUUGUGGACUUUGUCCAGUGCGGAAAAAUUGCUGUGACCUCGGGGACGUCACCCCAAUGAAAUGCCAGUAUCUAACUGAGUGGCUAGAGACUUCCUGAAAGAACAAAGGGAGAGCAUUGUCAAUUGAAUGGCAUUACUCAAAUUUUCAAUAAGUUUCCUCAUGAAUGACUCUCUGAAAACUCAUUAUCAGUAAUUACAUACUGGUAUCUUCAAGAAUCUGUACGAUAAAUUAACAAAUUGCAAUAUCGCGAUGACCCAUGGUCUGUCAUCAUCUUCAUAAAACGGAAAAGCGAUUGAACUAAUUUAACACCUCCUGUUCACUUCUUUCGAAAUAUAUAUCGAGUGAACAAGUCGGUUGCUGGACCGGAAUUAGUAUCUUAAGAAUUUCAAAAGGAGUUAUUGCCAAUAUGUUAUCAUUUUUGAAUCAGGUGGACAUGAAAAAAUAUAGCGUUUUGCCGUUGUUCAAUGACUCACAAGUUUUCAUAGUCGUACGCCCACUUGUCUAAAUUUUUGGUAGGGUUUUGUAAAUUUUUGAAAAAGUUCAUUGAGUUAGAAGAAAAAUGCUCCCACGGCGAUGAAACUUCGUGAGAUACUGAAUAAUAAUAAAACCUAAAAACAGUAUAUAGCUCCAAUUUGUUGAAAUUCCAUCAACCAUUAGUGAAAAAUCUUUUUAAAAAACUCCCAAAAUGAGGAGAUAUCGACAAUAGCUCUUUAAAUAACUAAGAAUAUUGUACAUCCUGGAUUUAUUUAUUUAAUUUUUUCACAUGUAAGGAAUGGUUUUGUUAUUCUUAGAUAACAAAUACGAACUAAACACCAAAAAAUCAAAUUAUUUCAUUACGUUUAUUACAGGUUUGUCAUAGUACUAGCGAAAUAAAUAAUUAACACUACAAUUGUUUAACAAUAGUUUGUGUCUUUAAAAGUAAAAGAAUUUUCCUACGAAAGGAUUUUUCACUUAAUUAAUUCUUAUCACUUUGUUUUUAUAUUUGUGGGUACACGAUACGCGUCUACAAAAUGACAUUCGACAGAUUUUUGACAACACCAGAAGCUGAAGAACCUAUUCUCCACUCCACGUGCUUCAAAAGCCUGUCAAACAUGUAAAUAAAAAGUACAAAGAGAAUUAGAAAACUAUAAAUAUAAAUAAAUAAAUACUUGAAAUAGACAGAACAAUAGUUCGGUAAUUACCUCGGAUUUAACUGACUGAAUUAUCACAUUUGACUUACAAUUCGUUAUACUCAUUGUAAAUCUAAUUGUCUGGACGAUAAAUUAAUCCGGGUAAUUAUCUUAGCUUAUAUUUAGUCAUUAGAGAGUGGAAAAUAAAAGGGCAAUCUCUAUAAAUACUUUUAUCUCCUUUUCUAGUUUUUCAAAAUAAAAUUUGACUUGAGGGUAGCCUAUUGGUAUUAAAGGUCGUGGACCAUUUAGUUGAAAUUUCUCAUUCAUCAGAAAUCAAUUACUUACGAUCAAGAUCGAAUAAUUCAUGCCACGAAUUGAUUGUUAAAGUGUUAAAAAAUAUUCUACGGUCUCCAGUUUAAGCGACAGAGGUUGUUUUUAGAAUAACAUGAAUUAUUUCUUGCCAAUUCAACUUCUACCGAAAUCAUUUUAUUUGAUAUGACAUUAAAAUUUGCACUAUUUAUAUAAAAUAGGUAGAAAAAUUUUUUUAAGAAUGGUAAAAAAUAUCCUAUGGGCUGCUUCAGAAAUAUUUUUCAGCAAUUUUAUUGGAAUCAUGUUUUUCUCAUGAAAAAAUGGAACAAAUUAGAUGCCUCGGAAUCGACACUCAAGGCACUAAUUCGCUAUUGCAAACGUAAAAGAAAUUCCAAAAGAAAGUUGAUGGUUUUUCGUUACAUGUUUAUUUUAUGCCUCAUUAACAAAUUGAAGCCAAAAGCCGGAAAAUUCUAAACUGAAAAUAGCAAAAAAGAAAUUAAUUUUAUCGAUACUUUGGAUUGAAUAUUUCUAUUGGGGAUUUUAAUAAACAAAAGGAACAUAGAAAGGAGAAAAAUGUUUUAUAGAAUUGAAGAAAAACAGAAAGAAUUCUUACCGAAAAUUGCAUUCAAUUUCUCAAGUUUUAAAUAGUAUUUUUCUACGAAAUGGUUUCACGCGUUUCAAUAGAAUUUCAUAUAAACGUAACAGUUCACCACUUUCCUAUAGAAUGAAUCAAUAAACUUACACACACGCACGCAUACUCACCUAUAUCAAAUGUCAAUAAAUAAUGAUUUGAGUACGAAAGCGUUAUUAAAUACUUGACGUGCCAUUGUCUCAUACAAAAGGGAAACGACAUAAGAAAAAAACACUAAA